Capronia coronata CBS 617.96 is the source of this 1602-nucleotide messenger RNA. RefSeq names its product C-22 sterol desaturase. The coding region runs from base 1 to 1602 and encodes 533 amino acids. The record is from RefSeq and is a predicted model, not a curated record. The transcript is spliced from 4 exons. Lineage: Eukaryota; Fungi; Ascomycota; Eurotiomycetes; Chaetothyriales; Herpotrichiellaceae. Gene Ontology annotation, molecular function: oxidoreductase activity, acting on paired donors, with incorporation or reduction of molecular oxygen; iron ion binding; heme binding. Gene Ontology annotation, biological process: sterol metabolic process.
AUGGAUGUGCUGGCCAAUGCCACCAGCUUUGUCUCUCCCCUCGCCAAUGCCAACUCCAAGAUUCAGGCCGUCCGCGCCUCAGGGUUCGUGGGAAGGAUUGUAGAAUCCCUCAACAUCUGGACCGUCUUGUUGACCGUCCUGUUGAUCUUGGUGACUUAUGAUCAAUACAGUUACCAAUGGCGCAAACAUGGGAUCGUGGGACCGUCAUGGAAGAUGCCCUUUAUUGGACCUUUCCUGGAAUCCGUCCACCCAGAUUUCUACAAGUACAAGCAGAAGUGGGAGAGUGGUGAUCUGAGCUGUGUGUCGGUCUUUCACAAGUUCGUGGUGAUUGCCUCGACGCGCGACAUGGCUCGAAAAGUGUUCAACUCGCCCGCCUUCCUCAAACCCACCGUGGUCGAUGUGGCGCCCAAACUCCUGCGGCCGACCAACUGGGUCUUUUUGGACGGGAGGGAGCAUGUGGAAUACCGCAAGGGUUUGAACGGACUGUUCACCCGUCAAGCACUGGAAGUCUACCUGCCGGGUCAAGAGGAUGUGUACAACCGAUACUUCAAGAACUUCGUGGCCAUGUCCAAGGAGAACGGCAUGAAACCCAAGCCCUGGAUGCCCGUCUUCCGCGAACUCAUGUGCGCCGUGUCAUGCCGGACGUUCGUUGGCCAUUACAUGAGCGACGCGAUCGUCAAGCGAAUCGCGCACGACUACUACCUCAUUACGGCCGCGAUGGAACUGGUCAAUUUCCCCAUCAUCCUUCCCUACACCAAGACGUGGUACGGCAAGAAGGCCGCCGACAUGGCGCUGGACGAGUUCGCCAAGUGUGCGGCCAAAUGCAAGGUGCGCAUGGCCGCGGGCGGCGACGUCACCUGCAUCAUGGACGCCUGGGUCAAGCAAAUGAUGGAUUCGGAGAAGUACCGCGAAAGGGUGGCCCGGGGCGAGACGGUGGACCAGUCGGAAAAGCCGCCUCAGCUGCUUCGAGACUUCACCGAUUUCGAGAUUGCCCAGACGGUCUUCACCUUCCUCUUCGCCUCGCAAGACGCCACGUCGAGCGCGUGCACGUGGCUGUUCCAGAUCAUGGCGGACCGACCGGAGAUUCUGGACAAGGUGCGCGAGGAGAACCUGCGGCUACGCGGCGGCGACCGAAACAAGCCGUUCGACAUGGACAUGCUGGAAGCCAUGGUCUGGACCCGGGCCGUGGUCAAGGAGACUCUGCGAUACCGACCCCCAGUCAUUUUCGUGCCGUAUGUCGCCAAGAAGGAUUUCCCCGUGUCGGAGAACUACACACUGCCCAAGGGCUCCAUGAUCAUCCCGGCCAUCUGGCCCGCCACUCACGAUCCCGAGGCGUAUCCCAACCCGGACAGUUUCGAGCCCGAACGAUGGAUCACCGGCGACGCGGACAAGCAGGUCAAGAACUGGUUGGUCUUUGGCACCGGUCCUCAUUACUGUCUGGGCCAGACGUAUGCCCAGCUGAACCUGAUGGCCAUGAUUGGCAAGGCUAGUAUCUUGCUGGACUGGGUGCACGAGCCGACGCCGCUGAGUGAGUCGAUCGAGGUGUUUGCCACCAUUUUCCCCCAGGAUCAUUGCAAAUUGGCGUUUUCCGAGCGACCAUAG